GUUACGAGCUUCCCGGGUGCUGCUGGUGGGGAUGAAGGGUCUCGGAGCAGAAGUGGCAAAGAAUCUUAUCUUGGCAGGAGUGAAAGGCUUGACCAUGCUGGACCAUCAGCAGGUUUCCCAAGAGGACACACGAGCUCAGUUCCUCAUCCCCGUGGGUUCCUUGGGCCGCAACAGAGCUGAAGCCUCACUGGAGCGGGCACAGAACCUCAAUCCCAUGGUGGACGUGAAAGCGGAUCCUGAGACCGUGGAGAGCAAGCCCGAAGAGUUCUUCACCCAGUUCGACGCAGUCUGCCUGACCUGCUGCUCCCGGGAUAUUAUGGUGAAGAUCGACCAGAUUUGCCACAAGAACAGUGUCAAGUUCUUCACUGGCGACGUUUUCGGCUACCAUGGCUAUAUGUUUGCCGACCUCGGGGAACACGAAUUCGUGGAAGAGAAAACCAAGGUCACCAAAGUCAGCCCGGGCGUGGAAGAUGGGCCCGACACCAAAAAAGCCAAACUUGACUCAUCAGAGACCACCAUGGUGAAAAAGCGGGUGGUUUUCUGUCAGCUGAAGGAAGCCCUGGCCGUCGACUGGAGCGGGGAGAAGGCGAAGGCAGCGCUGAAACGCACCACCCCGGACUAUUUCCUCCUCCAAGUGCUGUUGAAGUUUCGGACGGAUAACGGCCGGGAUCCUUCACCCCAAAACUACGCCGAGGACUCGAAGUUGCUGCUCCAGAUCCGCCACGACAUCCUGGAGGCGCUGGGGGUCGGUGCCAACCUGCUGCCAGAUGAAUUUGUCAGCUACUGCUUCUCCGAAAUGGCUCCUGUCUGCGCCGUGGUCGGAGGCGUCCUGGGCCAAGAGGUGGUCAAGGUAGUGGCUGGUUUUGGGGGGGCG
Molecule: messenger RNA, 874 nt
Organism: Pelecanus crispus (Dalmatian pelican)
Lineage: Eukaryota; Metazoa; Chordata; Aves; Pelecaniformes; Pelecanidae
Source: RefSeq, a predicted model, not a curated record